This is a messenger RNA of Siniperca chuatsi (mandarin fish), 1214 nucleotides long. RefSeq names its product M1-specific T cell receptor beta chain-like. The coding region runs from base 16 to 915 and encodes 299 amino acids. NCBI's taxonomy places the organism in Eukaryota, Metazoa, Chordata, Actinopteri, Centrarchiformes, Sinipercidae. Gene Ontology annotation, cellular component: plasma membrane. Gene Ontology annotation, biological process: cell surface receptor signaling pathway. The record is from RefSeq and is a predicted model, not a curated record. The transcript has 8 exons.
UCUUCCUAAAUCAAAAUGAUCCCAGUCUUCACCACCUUGACUUUCUUUGUGCUUUGGGCUACAGAUGUUCAGUCUCAGUCUGUGCUGAUCACUCAGUGGCCCCACUACAUCUCCAGUCUUCCCAGUGGCUUGGCAGAAAUGCACUGCUACCAGAAUAACACUGAUUAUGAAUAUCUGUACUGGUACAGACAGCUGAGAGGAAAAAGCUUUCAGUUAAUUGUGUCUAUACUAGUUGGCAAUGCAAACUAUGAAGAAGGAUUCAAAUCCGGUUUUCAGGCAGUGAAAUCGAAGGAGAAGCAGUGGUCUCUGACGAUAACCAGUGUUCAGGAGAAAGAUGAGGCUGUUUAUCUGUGUGCUGCCAGUCUACACAAUGAAGCUUACUUUGGAAAGGGAACAAAACUGACUGUUUUGGAACCAGACCAUGCUGUUACCAAACCAAAAGUGACAGUGCUUCCACCUUCGCAAAAAGAGUGUCGAAACCCAAAAAACAAGGAAAGGGAGAAGACCAUUGUUUGUGUGGCCAGUGAAUUCUACCCAGACCAUGUCAGUGUGUCCUGGACGAUUAAUGGGUCCAUUGUCAGAGAGGGGGUGGCGACGGACAACGCUGCCCUGCGGGUCGGAAAGUAUUACCGAAUCACCAGCAGGCUGAGGGUCGCGGCAGAAACUUGGUACAAUCCCAGCAUAAAGUUCACCUGCAUUGUCACUUUCUACAAUGUGACAAAUACUGACUAUCCAGCCCACAUUUUUGGUGAAACAGCUGUAGGAGAUGGCAUGACAAGAGAUAAAUAUUUGAGGAUCACACAGACUGCCAAACUCUCCUACGGUGUUUUCAUCAUCAAGAGCUGCAUCUAUGGAGCCUUUGUUUCAUUUUUGGUGUGGAAACUUCAGGGUUCAGCUGGAAAGCAACACAACUGAGAGCUGAGCUGAGGCCUGAACAAAUGGCUUCUAGGAGAUCAGUAGUGUUGGUUUCUGUAAAUAAAGGUUGAAAACAUUGAAGUUAUAUUUCCACAACUUUAUAUGUUGCAGUGCAUUUGUGUUUGUUACUCAAUUAGAUGAUCGAAUUCUGCUAAAAUAGAUGAACUAUGUAUAUUCUAGUUAUAAUCUUAAAGCUACUUUGGCAUCACAUUUUUAGACAUACUUAAUAAUUCUGUGUAUUUGUGAUUGUGAAUCGCUUGUUUGCUUAAUUUUCUUCUCAAUAAAAGUAUUUCAGAGGA